Chara braunii is the source of this 2249-nucleotide messenger RNA. The record is from the annotation of a GenBank genome assembly. NCBI's taxonomy places the organism in Eukaryota, Viridiplantae, Streptophyta, Charophyceae, Charales, Characeae.
CCGCGGGCCUACCCCCACUACUCGAGUGUUUUCCCCCUGCAACCCUUCACAGUCACGGCCACAGGUACGGCGGGGAGAUCCCAGCUAUGGUGCCAGAUGUGACAGAGGCGUUUGUGAAGUCCUUCCAGAAUGCAGCAGUCACGUUCUUUGUGACCCAUAUCAACACUGGACGUUGGGUGAGAAACACGUUAGGCAGCAUUAUUCCAGUCUAUAAGGAUGCCGUGGCACCCGGGAGUUUCCAUGGGGUGCCUGAGGGGUAUAUGAUCGCCUACUAUGAUAUGAUACCUCUUGUCACAGAAGCUCUAUCGACAUACACCCAAUCUGUGCGGGAUAUGCGGAUUAGCACCAUCGACGUCACACGGUCGCCUAACAGAGUCCCGUUGCUCUCAAAUUUCCUUUGGGAGAAAACAGAAUGGUACUCGGAUGAAUCAGAGGCAGUUAAUCCUGCACGGCCACAUUUCUAUCGAACGGUCAGUGAACUGAAGCAUCAUAAUCGGGAAUUUGACUUCAUAUGUGAGCAAACAGAGGAGAGCCCCUUUCCCUGGAUGGCAGUGAAAUGGGCGUCCGCUGUUCUCACCAUGGGUGUCCUGCUAAUGUUUAUGGCCUUCGCAGUGAGAGUGAAAGUAUCAGUGGUGGAGAACACUUACGAGACAAUUCGACUGAUGAAAGAAGAGGCUGAUAAAGCUAGGAACAGUGCUGAGAGUGCAAGCAAACUCAAGGCUACGUUUCUGGCCACGAUGUCCCAUGAAAUACGCACGCCUAUGAAUGGAGUCAUAGGUACCAUCCGAUACCUGCGAGAUGGCACUUCAUCCAGGAUGGUGUCCAUUGGGAAUACUCGUUGGGAGAAUCAGCUGGGUUACGGCCCUCAAAGGGGAGCCUGGGACAGGUCGCGACAACCUCCAGAGGUAGAGGAUGUGUUUGGGCGAUGGGUGGUCACUCUACGGUUGCACCCGAGGGAUGAUCCCAGUGGAGACGAGCGUGAGGUACAGGAUGAGGGAGUUUGCCCCCGCAGUGCUGCUGAUUCUCCACAUCCGCAGUAUGAUGACGACGCUUGGAGUGACCCUGAGGAGGUUCGUCGACAAAGUGCAGGGAGAGAUGUGUUCGAGGACGCGGGGACGGGCAUGGGGGGAGGUGAGGGGUGUUGGGCCGGAUUUGGGAUCCCGCAUGAGAUGCUACUGGGUGAUACCUUACCUCCGUCCAUACAUGAUGGGCCUGCCACGAGGGAUGACAGUUGCCGAGCAAAUGGGGGCAUACGGGGAGGUGGCACUAGUGGGUGCGGAUACGUCCGUACAGGAGCAGGAGGCAAGAGUGGAGGGCUGAUUGUGGAGGACGACUUGAGGGACAUGCGGGAAGAGGCGACUGGUCAAAGAGUAGUUGACAACACUAUGGUAGAGGCACACAAUGGAGAGGCCGUGGAUGCUAAGCUGGUGGAUGGCAAGAAUGCGGUCGUAUUCGGAGAUCUGCAAGCGGGACCGAUAGGAGACGUGGAGGAGGUCCAGGAUGAGGAGCCGGUCGCGACUCGUGUCGAGGUAGGGGACGAGGCAGUCUCGACUCGUGUCAAUGUAGAGGAGGAGGCACGACAGACGGUGCACAAGCAGGGAUGUACAUUCCGCCCCCCGAUAGUUGACAAGGAGAGGGUGAUGGAGGGGUCGGGGCCACUCAAAUGGGAGCGGAGGGAAGUAAUCCGCCGCUUCGUCGCCGAGAUCGACGAAGUGUACGAUCCGGUGCGCGCGGGGGAAUCGAUGAUUGGGUCGGGACAAGGAUAAUACGAUAGUCCAGAGGGAAUUCAAGGUGGGGGAGGGGAAGGAAGGAGAGGUAAUCAAGGGGGCGGUGGAAAAUGGGACGAGGACAGUACGUACGGGCCGGGAGGAGGACGGGGACGAAACGCGGAGGGGGUGGAUGCAGAGGGAGAUGGUGAGCGAGAGCGGCGGCGCCGGCGGGAGGUUGCUGCGUCAUUGUGUCGACUGGCGGCGUCCGAGGGAGCAGCAGGAUUCAACGCGAAUCCUCCCCGAACGGUAGGCAAUGCUCGUGCAGGAGGGGCUUCUCGGGGCUCAGGUGUUGAUGCCUCUUCUUCCUCCUUCGACGUCGAUCGGGCUUUCGACUCCUUUUCCUCUGAUAGUCUCGCAAUGGCUAUGCGUCCCGGGUCGUCAUCCGACGGUACCUCCCCGUUCUCCUGAUGGGCCUUCCAGAACUCGUCGAAGUCGUAGCUAUCCGGCGCAAGGUCGUCCAGGUCCAAGUAGCACCAAACC